AACACGUACAGUAGAUCCCGUUGUUUUGGUGAGAACGGAGCGGUUGUUGAAGGUUAUCGAUAAAUAGCAGAAACAGGAUUCAGUUUUGAUUUUUUUAUCAAUAGGCUCAGUAGCUUUUUUGCUGCUUUUCUGAUCGAGUCGCCGAGAAAAGAGCGACUUGAUCCCCCCGACACAGAUCGUUUUGUAAAAUCAGGUCGAAAGGGAUGCCGCUGCAGAUAGACUCCGACGGACGCCAACUGUCUCUGGAUUUAAUCUCGUCGCAUUUAAUCGGGAAGAGCAGCUUCUCUAUAAACUUAAAGAGCCUCAGAACAUCUCCCGCUCGACCGAGUGUUUCCGUAAGAUACCAAAGCUCAAGUUCACGGUAUUAGUUUCGCGUUGAGGCGAAGACCGAAGAAUAAACAUUCAAGCUAGCAGCUAGCGUUAGCUGGUAGAAAAAAAAAACAAAGCGCGGAUCGUUAAUCCUCGUGAACCGCUUUGACAAAAGAGGUCGAGUUACCAACGGUGCAGUCGACUGCUACGAGGUUGAACCUUUUUAUCUCUGCCUGUGUGGAAGAUAAUUUGUUGGCUGCCAUGAAGCUGUUGGAAAACUCCAGCUUUGAAGCCCUCAGCUCCAGGCUGUGUGUGGAAACUGGGGAGUCCCGUAUCCUCGGCAGGAUUGAGAGUUACUCCUGCAAGAUGGCAGGAGAUGACAAACACAUGUUCAAGCAGUUCUGCCAGGAGGGGGAGCCACAUGUCCUGGAAGCCCUUUCUCCCCCUCAGUCCACCAGCGCCACCAGCCCCUCUCAGCUGGGGAAGAGCAGCGAGGACGGUGAAAACCCUCUGAGCGACAAGGUCUGCAGGAAGACUCUGUUCUACCUCAUCACCACGCUCAACGAGUCCUUCAGGCCGGACUACGACUUCAGCGCCGCCCGGGCCCACGAGUUCAGCCGAGAGCCCAGCCUCAACUGGGUGGUGAACGCAGUGAACACCAGCUUGUUCUCAUCAGUGGGAGAAGAGUUCAACUCUGUGGGACCCGAGCUGUGGAACGCCAUCGACCAGGAGAUCAACCUGCAGAGCUGUGACAUCUACAGCUACAACCCAGAUCUUGAUUCUGAUCCUUUUGGUGAAGAGGGGAGCCUCUGGUCCUUCAACUACUUCUUUUACAACAAAAAACUGAAGAGGAUUGUGUUCUUCACAUGUCGCUCCGUCAGUGUUCUUAGUGGCUACGGCCGAGGUUGCCUCGACAACGAGCUGGACAUGGAGCUGGAGGACGAAGAAGAGAUGGACGGCUUCACCGAGGAAGGGUUCCCCAGAGCUCUGUGUGUGUAGGUCCAAAUCUGCAACCUCCAACGAUCACCCGUACCGUUACUCCUGUUGUUCUUUGUCCUUUUUCGUCUAAAAUCUAUGGGAGUUUUGCUGCCUCAUCCGAAGGCGUUUUGUUGUUUGGGACUGAAGCAUGUCUGGUCACUUCCAGUCCAACGGCGAACUCUGUGGCCACAAAGUGGUGGACGUUUUAGUGAAGGCGCCCCACCGCAACAAGAAGUUCCUUUUAUCACCCACAAUGUAUAAUUUUUGACCUGGGGGCUCUUCUCUAUGUGUUUUGUUUUUUCCCAAAGACUUUGGGAACUUGAGGGACGCUUGAGGAGAAGUGGAUUUAUGGCAGAGAAAGAUGCAAAAGACUGCCAGAGAGUUUAGUUUGUUCCUAAUAAAGAGGGUCCAGAUUACACCAGCACUUGUGGCAACAAACAUUUAAGUCCAUCUCUGGACUGAGUUGAUUGGAAGGCAGAGAGGACUGAAUGGACAGCUGACUUUGUGUCUUCAAUGUCUUUUUAUGUGUGAAAGUGAUGUUACUGUGAAAUGUUUGACAUCCUAAAAGCCCUUUUUAUUACUGAAACUUUAUCUUAUGGUAGGUAUUUACUGCAAGUUCUCAUCUGUACCUGUUCUGACACUGAGGGGUUUGCAUUUGGGCUGCAGCUUGGACAACAUAUCAGCUUUUAUUAGACGUUCACUGAUAUACACUUGUAUUAUUUUGGAUUGAGUUUAUUUGACGCUCCAUUCCUCAGUGUGUGUUCCUGCUGUUAUUUUGUUUCUUUUUACAUUUGCUCGUCGCCUCAUUGCAGUGCUUCUUUAACAAGUGAAUGUGUCGUAAAUCCUUUAGAAAGUACAGGUUAGAAGUUUCAACAACUGCAUGGCUACUUUUACGCUCAUUAAAAGACAGGAGUGGUUCGGUGUCCUUUUAAGACUACUGUGCCUUGUUUUGACUGGCCAGUGGUACAGACCCUAAUAAAUCUGUGUUUCUAUCUUAA
This is a messenger RNA of Poeciliopsis prolifica (blackstripe livebearer), 2285 nucleotides long. RefSeq names its product MAF1 homolog, negative regulator of RNA polymerase III b (gene maf1b). Bases 571 to 1308 code for a protein of 245 amino acids. Gene Ontology annotation, molecular function: RNA polymerase III core binding. The record is from RefSeq and is a predicted model, not a curated record. Gene Ontology annotation, cellular component: nucleus. Lineage: Eukaryota; Metazoa; Chordata; Actinopteri; Cyprinodontiformes; Poeciliidae. Gene Ontology annotation, biological process: negative regulation of transcription by RNA polymerase III. The transcript is spliced from 8 exons.